Molecule: messenger RNA, 4757 nt
Organism: Cimex lectularius (bed bug)
Lineage: Eukaryota; Metazoa; Arthropoda; Insecta; Hemiptera; Cimicidae
Gene: Cdk12
Product: cyclin-dependent kinase 12
Exons: 17
Coding region: 472-4422 (1316 amino acids)
Biological process (GO): transcription elongation by RNA polymerase II; protein phosphorylation; positive regulation of transcription elongation by RNA polymerase II
Cellular component (GO): cyclin/CDK positive transcription elongation factor complex; nucleus
Molecular function (GO): cyclin-dependent protein serine/threonine kinase activity; ATP binding; cyclin binding
Source: RefSeq, a predicted model, not a curated record
AGGGACAAUCCUGUUCGAGUUGUAGAAAGCGAUCGGGACCCAUUCGCCCAUUCCGACUCGAGAAAUAUUGAGAAUUCGUAGCACAGUCAAAAUGGACGAACACAUAGUACGUGUUCAUUAACAGAAAGAAUAAAGUCGAAAAUCAUAAACGAACCAAACUAGAAAAAAGAGAAAAUUGAAUAAUAAAAGAAUAAACUGAGAGAGAGAGAGAGACGCUUUUACCUCUUUACUAUUUCAAUUGAUAAUACUGCCGAAUCGGAGCGGAACUAUUACAUUUUAACCCCACGUUUUUCGUUUUGUGUUUGUGAGGAGAAACUGGCCCGUCGCAGGACGAAGGGUGUAGAAAGAAGAACGGAUUUAACUUCCGUACCGAUUGCAGCCGAUUAUCGUUGCUUAACUUGCAGAACUUAUUGCAGGAAUCAUUACGAAGAGUGUUUGACAUGAAGAUUCCUCUAAUUUUAAAAAGGCGAAAUGCCCAGCUAUGAUGGACCUGACAAAGAGUCUGUGCGGGAAAAGAAAAAGCUUAGUUCCAAAAUGGAAAAAAGUGAUAAAAAGAAACGGUCUAAAGAUUAUGAGAAAAAGCUGAAGAAAAAACGAAAGAACAGAGAGAGUUCAGAGAGCAAAAAGUUAGUCAAGCCCUUAGUCGAGUACUCGGAUGUAAGUUCUGAAGAAUUAUCCAGCCCUGAGGCUGGAGAAAUUCAAAGUGAAGACAGUGGACAUUUAGAAUUUGCUCCGGCUUUAAUACCAGAGCGUUUUCAUUAUCGACUCUCUGCAGAUUCCAGAGAUACAUAUUCACCGUCUCCUUCUGUUGAUUCUAGAAGGAAUUGGGACGGAAAUUUGGAAAGUAAAACAAAAAAACGAAAGCUAUCACCUUCUCCCAUAUCGUACAGUAGAUCAAAAGAAAAAAAGUCAAAGAAAUCUAGUAAAAAACACAGUCCUGGUCAUAAGAGAAAAAAAAGAAAGAAAUCUCGUGAAAAAAGUAGGGAAAGGAAUAAAUCGCCUAUCCAUGUGCCAGAUUUAUUUUUAAUACAUUUUAUGAAUAAUAGUCCACAUUCUUCACUUAAUGCCCCUAAUUAUUACGACGAACUUGAAGAAAUUAAACAGUCAAAACGAAUAGAAAAUAAUAAUGGAUCAUCUUUUCCUUCAGCGGUGUCACCCCGUUCUGCAAGUGAUAUAGACUUAAAAAAUACAAACCACCCUUCUCCCCAUACUCCACCCACAGAAGAACAUCCACCUCCUCAGCCAAGCUUUUCAUCCAAUAGACGAAGUGCUCCUCAACCAGUUUCACCCUCUCGAAGUUUAGAAGAAGGUGAGAGACCUCAUCGAACACCUAGUCCAUUUGGGCCGGAAUCAAGCCCUGAUAUGGGUAGGGACAGAGACAAAAAAAGAGACAGUUCAUUAAAAAGGCAUCGAGAUUCCCCAGUUUUAAAGUCUUCAUCCUCAAACCAUAGACAUUCUGAAAAAGUUUCUGACAUGAAAAAACACAAAAGGAAGUCUCCUUCUAGAUAUGAUGUUGAUAAGCAUUCAAGAUCUUCAAGGAGACAUUCUCCAUCUCCAAGAUCGCCGAUUUCUAGGCCAAGGAGGCAGACUCCUUCUUAUGAAAGAGAAGACCGGAGGUGGACUCGGGACAAAAUGUCUCCUAGUAGAUAUAACAGACACGAAUCACCACACAGCCGAAAGAGGAGAAAGGAAAGAGAGAGCGGUGAAAAGAAGAGAGAGCGUCUUAGGGACAAACAUAAGAAAAGACGGCAUCACGAUAGCCGGUCCAAAUCCAAGAGCCCAUUGAGGAUGUUGACAAUUCGAGUGAGAAGGUCAGUAUCGAGGUCAAGGAGUUGGAAACGGACUAGAUCAAGAAGUCCCCCGAAUAUGUUAAGCCACGGUCGAUCACCUGUCCGUCAUAGCAGAAGUCCUCCAAUUGCUAGACAUAGUCGUUCCCCAAUGCAUAAGAGAAGCUUGAAGAGCCGUCCUUCGCGAUCUCCUUCCCAUAGUCCAUCUAGUCUUAGAAAAGUCCGUGAAAUAUCUGCUAAAGUCAAAAUGAGUGAGACAUCACUGUUUGCAGAACUUGUCAAAGACAGAAAUAUGCGAGAGCUUGCCAUGAAACGUUUGGCUGAACUUGCAGAAAAAAAAGAGACAGUUGAAGAAAAUUCAAAUUCGGUCGAAGCGAAGGAAGAACCAGAGGUCAUUUCUCAAUUUGAUAAAUGUGAAGAUAUUCAAGGCGAAGAUGAAAUAACUGUUUGCGAAAUGAUGGACUCAAAUGAUGCCACUAGAGACGAACUGAAUCCUCUGACAUCAACAGUAUUCAUUCCACCUCCGAUCCCUCCACCGGAUUGCCUUCCUCCUGAAAUACCUCCUCCGCCUAUUCCUCCUCUAGAGCUAAUGCAGCCAGUGGAUGAAGCUCCUCCGAUCACUUCACCGCAGGGUAGAGUACCAAAGAAUCUCCAUCCUCCCAAACUUCCUAUGCCUCCUGGUAUUAAUCAAAACGAUCUAGAAAGCAUAGAUUCACCUCCAAGUGGAUCUCCCAGUCCUUUCUCUGACAAACCUGUUCCUCAAGGGAAAAAGAGCAUUAGAGACCUUCCUCUUCCAGCUGUAGCUGGUGCCGAAGAGCUCAGUGCUGAAGAGGAUAUUAGUAGUACACCACCUCACAGUUUUACAAAAAAAAUGGCCACUCAACCCAGUAGCCCAGCACUUCAACAAAGAAUGAGAGCUGUGAGUGGGCAUAUCGCAAGAAAAUCAGUGGGACGACUGACACGACCUAAGAUUCUCUAUAAAGGAAAAACUAAACCAACUCCUGCUAGUAAAACCUGGGGAGAAAGAUGUGUGGACGUUUUUGAAGUAAUAGCUCUCAUAGGGGAAGGCACCUACGGUCAAGUCUAUAAAGCUAAAGACCGACAGCAAGAGCUUGUUGCCCUUAAGAAAGUGCGUCUUGAAAAUGAGAAAGAGGGAUUUCCUGUUACGGCUGUACGUGAAAUUAAAAUUCUGAGACAAUUGAACCACAAAAACAUAGUAAAUCUGAGGGAAAUAGUUACGGACAAGCAGGAUGCACUUGACUUUCGUAAGGAUAAAGGUUCUUUCUAUCUUGUUUUUGAAUACAUGGAUCACGAUCUUCACGGGCUGCUUGAAUCUGGUAUGGUAGAUUUCGCAGAACAGCACAAUGCUAGUAUAAUGAGGCAGCUUUUAGAAGGAUUGAACUACUGCCACAAAAAAAACUUUUUACAUAGGGAUAUAAAAUGUAGCAAUAUUCUAAUGAAUAAUAGGGGUGAGGUCAAACUGGCUGACUUUGGCCUGGCUCGAUUGUAUAAUGCUGAGGACAGGCAAAGACCUUAUACAAACAAAGUAAUAACAUUAUGGUAUAGACCUCCAGAACUGUUGUUAGGGGAGGAAAGGUAUGGACCAGCGAUUGAUAUCUGGUCGUGUGGAUGUAUACUUGGUGAAUUGUUCCUAAAAAAACCACUUUUCCAGCAGAGUAACGAGAUGAUGCAGUUAGAGAUAAUUUCAAGACUUUGUGGAACACCGACCCCCGCUGUCUGGCCACUUGUGAUAGAACUCCCUCUGUGGCAUUUGCUCAAGUCAAAGAAAAUUCAUAGAAGAAGGUUGAGGGAUGAGUUCGCAUUUAUGCCUUCUUCAGCUCUGGAUCUCCUGGAUAGAAUGUUGGUAUUAGAUCCAAACAAGAGGAUAACAGCAGAAAUGGCACUCAAAUCAGCCUGGCUGAGAAAUAUUGUUCCAGAAAAGAUGGCACCGCCACAGCUUCCAACUUGGCAGGAUUGCCACGAGUUAUGGAGCAAAAAACAAAGGAAACAGAUGAAAGGGCUUAAUGAACAGCAGCAAGCUCUUCAAAGAGGCCACCGAGGCGAUGAUAACUGUGAUAAUGCUGGAGGAUCUCCAAAUAAAUCAAGAAUAGAUCGCCUUUGUCUAGACAGUUCAUCCAAGGCACUCAAGAUGGAAGCUGCUGGACUAAAUUCCAGACGAGUUCCAUACCACAACAUAAUGGCGCCCCAGGUUGAUUCGCCUUGUGCAAACACACCUCCUGUUCCAAGGCCUGUUAUCAAACCCAGUCCAGAGGAUCUGCUUAAUAAACAGCUUGCUGGGCUUUCUCAUUGUCUGUCCAACAGUCUGCCAAUUAGGGUUCACCAGCUUCUUGCUCUCCAUUCCGAUAAGGAUGGAGAUCCAGUUACACAUCAACUAGUCGAAAGUUUACGUACAGAGUUAAGGACUGCAGCAAGUAACAAUGGGAGUGGGAAACUUGACCCAAAGCAAAUGGUGUUUUAUCCACAGGGUGAUGCUGUAAGUGGAUCAAAUAUUUGUGGAACUCUAUCGUCAGGGGUUCUAGCAACUGAAGGUGUGCGAUUAACACUGUCAACCCUGAUGUCAAGGUUCAACCAGACUGCAGCAGCAGCGGUUUUACAUCCUCACAACAAUAACUGAAUUAAUUCUAAUUAAACCAAAACAAAAAAUAGUUUUGUCUUUAUAAUUUGAACACAAGAAGAACUGUGAUGGUUAGAUUAGACUCCUCAAUAACAUAAAGACAUUUCUUCUCGAGAUUUUUUCCUGUUUCGAGUGAUUUAUUUGUCUGGUGUUUCCUAUGGAUUAUAGCUGUACCUUUUAUCCAUUUAUUCCUCCAUUAGAAUAUAGAUUAUUUUGUACUUAACAUUUACAACCAACAACAGAACAAAGUGCUAUUUUAUGUAAAUAUAUAUAUGUUGAAAUGUAAAUAAUACUUUAAGAAUUUGCCAAUAAAUUGUAUACCUUGUGGGGAUAAA